CAUGGGCACACACACGAUACAAUCCGGCUGACUCUCUUCAGUUGCAGUGUUGCACAGCAAUCGCGGUACCUUUGUGAUUCAUCGAACAGGCCACUAAAAGUUCUUAAAAGCGCAUCAUUAUCUGCGCACCACCAGUGGAUUUCUCUUGCAGAUCCAACGCAACAAAUCACUGACAAAAACGUGUACCGAACGAAGAAAGAGAGAGCAAGCAACCUUUGCCAACAAAGCACAAGCGAAAGCAUUUUUUAGCACUGGUGCCGCAACAGCCACAGCAGCAGCAACAACUUCUUGGGGUAGCAAAAAGCAGAAGCGAAGCGUUCAACUACGAGCACCUAACGAUUUCAUCAUGUCCAAUCCAGAGAUCGAAGCACAAUUGGCGCCACUGCGUGAGCGGGUGCAGGAGCAGGGCAAUCUCGUCCGCGAACUGAAGGCAAAAGGUGCCGCCGAACUGGACGUGAAAAAGGCCGUCGCAGAGCUGAAGGUGCGCAAGAAAGUGCUCGAGGAGAAGGAGCUGGCGCUGACGCCAAGCGUCAUCAGCUUUGAUCGGGCGAAAAUGGAGGAUCUGCUCAAACGUCGCUUCUUCUACGAUCAGAGUUUUGCCAUUUACGGUGGCAUCACGGGCCAAUAUGAUUUUGGUCCCAUGGGCUGUUCCCUCAAAUCUAACAUUCUGGCGCUUUGGCGACAAUUCUUCAGUCUAGAGGAGCAGAUGCUUGAGGUGGAUUGCUCCAUACUGACACCGGAGCCGGUGCUAAAGGCAUCGGGUCACGUGGAACGCUUUGCCGAUCUGAUGGUGAAGGAUGUAAAGACGGGCGAAUGUUUCCGACUGGACCAUCUAAUCAAACAAGCACUCGAAAAGCUAUCGAAGGCCAAAGAUGCCACUGCAACACUGCAGGCCGAUUGCGAGGACAUCAUCAUCAAACUGGACGGUUUGAACAAACAGGAAUUGGCGGAUGUGUUGGCCAAAUACAACAUCAAAUCACCAUUGACGGGCAACGAUCUCUCCGAACCCAUAGAGUUCAAUCUAAUGUUUGCCACACAGAUCGGACCCACUGGCCUGGUGAAGGGCUAUCUACGCCCGGAGACGGCGCAGGGUAUCUUUGUGAAUUUCAAACGACUGCUGGAAUUCAAUCAGGGCAGGCUGCCCUUUGCCGUUGCCCAAAUUGGCAACUCGUUCCGCAACGAAAUCUCACCACGUUCCGGUUUGAUACGUGUGCGUGAGUUCACCAUGGCCGAGAUCGAGCACUUCUGUGAUCCCGUGCUCAAGAAUCAUCCCAAGUUUGCCGGGGUGGCCAACGAGAAGCUGACUCUCUACUCGGCCUGCAAUCAAAUGGAUGGCAAAUCGGCACAGCAAUCAACCAUUGGCGACGCAGUCAGCAGCCAGCUGGUGGUCAAUGAAACCCUUGGCUAUUAUAUGGCACGCAUCCAGCAGUUCCUGCAUGCCAUUGGCAUCAAGCCGGAGUGUUUGCGCUUCCGCCAGCACAUGGGCAAUGAGAUGGCGCAUUAUGCCUGCGAUUGCUGGGACGCUGAGAUUCUCACCUCGUACGGUUGGGUGGAGUGUGUCGCUUGUGCCGAUCGCUCGGCCUACGAUCUGGGCCAGCAUACGGCGGCAACUGGCGUGCGCCUGGUGGCAGAGAAGCGUUUGCCAGCCCCAAAGACCGUCGAGGUUAGCGAAAUUGUGUCCAACAAGCAGGCGCUGGGCAAAACCUACAAAAAGGAUGCCAAGGCCAUAACGGAGGCGCUUGCAAAACUCUCGCUGGACGACAUCAAGCAGGUGGAGACACAACUAGCUUCGGGUGGCCAAUAUAAACUGACGCUGCCCGAUGGUGCCACGCACGAACUGGACGCCGAGACGAUUGGUGUGAAACAUGCCACCAAAACGGUGCACGUGGAGGAGUUCAUACCGAGCGUUGUGGAACCAUCUUUUGGCAUUGGUCGCAUCAUGUACUCUCUGCUCGAGCAUAGCUUCCAGUGUCGCGAAGGUGACGAGCAGCGUUGCUACUUCACCCUGCCCCCUGUGGUGACGCCCAUCAAGUGCUCCAUUCUGCCGCUGUCGAACAAUGCCGAAUUCCAGCCGUACACACAAAAGUUGUCCGGAGCGCUGACCAAAGCGGAAUUGUCCCACAAAGUAGACGAUUCGAGUGGAUCGAUUGGAAGACGAUAUGCACGCACCGAUGAGAUUGCUAUACCCUAUGGCAUCACUGUCGACUUUGAUACCCUGAAGGCGCCGCACACUGUGACGCUCCGGGAUCGGAAUACGAUGAAACAGGUGCGCAUCGAUCUGGAGGCGGUUGUUGGUGUCGUUAAGGAUUUGGCGACGACACGUCUCACCUGGUCGCAGGUGCUGCAACAGUAUCCGGCCUUUGAGCAACAGGAGACAACAAAAUGAAUUCAUUCUUAUACGAUAUGAUGACAUAUUCAAAUCAACUCUCAACUUCUAUAGCCAAGUUUCGUUUAACAAAUGCAUUUAAAAUGAGUAUUUUAAUUCAAAAAAGCAUUAAUCAAGGCGCUUAGAAUGACAUUUUAAAUAACCGUAUAUCGAUAUCAUCGAUAUUUAUUUAAAGCAUCGAUUUGUUCUUCUCAACUUUUUUAUUACUCAAUAGAAAUCGCGAGAAAACUUGGCUUUUAGAAUGACAAAUUCCUUAAAGAUGGCAGCAAUCUUAUGUGGUUGAGGAUGAACGUGCAAUUUUCAAUGUUAUCAUAUAUCUAAAUAUGUUUUUGUAUCUUGUUUUUUUUUUUCAUUUUAUUCUUUUGGUCUGUUUAAUUACCUUUUUUUAUUAUUUUGUAUAUCUAAUAUGAAAAACCUAGUCAAGAUAUUGACAAUUUUAUAAUAAGAAAACAGAAUUUACAAUUAUAAUUGAUUUUAAAUAAAUAAUCGUUUUACAUCCAUAAAGAAAAA
Drosophila grimshawi is the source of this 2896-nucleotide messenger RNA. Its product is annotated as glycine--tRNA ligase. NCBI's taxonomy places the organism in Eukaryota, Metazoa, Arthropoda, Insecta, Diptera, Drosophilidae. Gene Ontology annotation, biological process: mitochondrial glycyl-tRNA aminoacylation. The record is from RefSeq and is a predicted model, not a curated record. The transcript is spliced from 2 exons. Gene Ontology annotation, molecular function: ATP binding; glycine-tRNA ligase activity. Bases 347 to 2386 code for a protein of 679 amino acids. Gene Ontology annotation, cellular component: mitochondrion; cytoplasm.